AUGUCGACAAAAGCAAAGCUGACUCUGGCUGCCACGUCGCUCGGUGCUAUCGGCAUCAUCGUCUUCGUCCACCACGGCCAGAAGGUUGAGAAAGCUGCAAUGCACGCAGGCGUCCUUCGCGACAUGGAACAGCAAAGAAUAAAGAGGGAGCGCCAACUCGACUUCGACAUGCAAGCUCAACUGGAAAAGGAAUACCGCAAGCUUCAAACCGUCUCCGACGGCCGCAAUACCGAAUAA
Molecule: messenger RNA, 237 nt
Organism: Aureobasidium melanogenum CBS 110374
Lineage: Eukaryota; Fungi; Ascomycota; Dothideomycetes; Dothideales; Saccotheciaceae
Exons: 2
Coding region: 1-237 (78 amino acids)
Biological process (GO): mitochondrial respiratory chain complex IV assembly
Cellular component (GO): mitochondrion
Source: RefSeq, a predicted model, not a curated record